ACGCUGGUGGUGGGGGUGUCUUGCCUUGGGUUGGCGUCUGAUGCUCUCCAAGGCUCCCCUAGCCGCAUUGGGAACAUAAACACUUCACCCAAUUUACUUGUACACUGCGCGUCGCAUCAUGUCUGCACCUCUUUCCGCACCCAAUUCGCCGCUUUUUCGCACGAAAUCACCAGCGGUGCUCUUGAUAUCUUUCGACGAACCAUUCAUUCCUCAACAGCCUAUCAAUGGUUCGGUAGUAUUUAUCAUCGCAGCCAGACCGACGACUGCGCCGUUGCGGUCCGGCCAUGGCGCACUCAGUGGCUGCCACCACACCGACACGUGAGCAGCAACCUCUGGAGACUGCAAUUCCGUUCCUCCCAUCUUCGAGUCCCACGAACAGCAUCGCAAGUUCUAUACGAGGUAGAGACGAUCAGGGCGGGAGUACACUAAAGCGUUACACGUUUACUCCUCAGCGCGUCAAGUCUCUACCACGAGCAUGGGAGCGGCGCCCGGCCACACCUUACGUCCCUAGGAACGAUGCGCAGAAGAUCUGGAAACGGGUGCCACUGGGCGAGGUCACAAUACAUCAUGAUGACACGUGGAGAAAGGGCAAUACAACACUCAACGCCAGACCUGUCAAGAGAUUGAGAGUCAGUCAGUUUGAUGAGGACGAGGACAAAGAAAACAGUAACUACGUUCCGUCGAAGUGGGAGGACGCGACCAGCGCCGUCAGUCCGAAACGGAAGGUCUCCGGCUUUACCGUGGUCAAUGAUGGUCUAGACAGUGGUGAAGAUUGUGGUCAAUCAAACGAAUACGCGGACAGAACGAGUGAAGACGAAGACCCUGCUCCUUCACCAUUGGGACGUAGUGCAGGAGACCCGGAGACGACAGACGGAAUACUGGGACCCGAACAUGAUUUGGAAGACGAGGGCAGUGAGGAAUGCGCUUCGCCGAUUGUCUCAGACUAUCUCAGCCAAAGUGAAGAUUGUCACAUUCACCCAGAGUCCACUGAAACUCUUUCCUCCACCAAUAUCGUCAGUAACGCAUCCAUUGCCGCCUCAGAUGCAUUCACCAAAACUACUCUUCAGUCGACGAUUUCACACAUUGGCCAAGAUACCGUGACAGAGCCCAAUGAGUCGGCCACUGAUCAAGCACACGACCAACCCGUUACCUUGGCGAACGAGGAUGACACUGCCUAUCUUCACGAUUUCCUGUCCCGUGCUCGAGCACAGAAGGCGGCAAGGCAACAAGCGCCGACCCAGAAUCUGGCGUCGUCAAACGAAGAGAUGCAAACGGCCGAGGUGAUGUCUGAGGGUCGGGCCAUUUCACAUGUCGAGGAUGCCAACAAUAAUGCUUUGAUGACUUCAUUCGACGAAGAUUUAACGUCGCUCCAGCCAGACACUGAACCAGUAGCCGAUAUGUCUUCCCCUAGACGAAGCUCCCGUCUUGUUACCAGGCUACCUCGACCGCAGAAGCCCGUGACAAGCUUACCAAACACGAUAUCACUGAAACGCCUGAACGGCACUGAAUUCAUUGCAAUGCAAAAAGAAGUCCAAUCUUUGGCGAUUGCUACCCGGACCAACACGAAACGUAACAAGGGUGAUUCGGUCGCGGUCUCGAUCAAACUCAUGCAAUUACACGCUGAGGCGAAUGCGAAAGCACUGGAGCCCGAGGUAAAGUCUCCAGAGCUGAAGAAACGGAAGAAGAGAUCGAAGCAAGUUAACUGGGAUGCAACUAUUGCCCGAUAUCAGGACGGAAGUCCUCCGGAGGAAGAUAUGCCAGAGCAGGACGACCAGGACGAGCCACGGGCCGCAGCUGAAGGGGCGGUGGAAGACAGCAGUCAAGAGCCUGCGCGACAGUCUCAAGUGGUGGGUUCAGAAGAGAAGCUGCAAGUCGUCAGAAAGGUGCGGAGGUUGAGGAAGUUGAAUGCCGGCACGGUCAACGGGACCCCGGCGCCAAAGCGGACCUUGAGAAUGAGCCUUGUAGGGUCGCUACCUACUGGCCCGACAACGGAUGAGACGGACAGUAACAGUCUACAGGAACAGAAUCAGACAUCUGCUGAGAACUGUAGACCGGACAGUGCGCGACUGUUUGUUGGCACAAGCGAGAAGCGUAUACAGACGAGGACUCGAGCGAGGCUGGGACAGGCUUGAUGUUCAGUCCGCAAGGACUUGCAGUGAGAGAGUCGUUGAGAAGCAGGUGUGUGCUUGUGUUUGGGACGACAGACCAUCAUCAGCUAGAUGUUAUGUACGUACUGGGUGUCCCACGUGGGUGUGCAUAUACCUCGGGCAUCCUGCCAGCUGCCAUAGGAAGUAUAGCCAGCGAAGUCAUAUCACUCCAUCACACUAUC
This is a messenger RNA of Exophiala viscosa, 2329 nucleotides long. RefSeq lists its product as uncharacterized. NCBI's taxonomy places the organism in Eukaryota, Fungi, Ascomycota, Eurotiomycetes, Chaetothyriales, Herpotrichiellaceae. The record is from RefSeq and is a predicted model, not a curated record. The coding region runs from base 285 to 2132 and encodes 615 amino acids. The transcript has a single exon.